GGGCUGGGUCUCCUGCCUUACCCCUAUCUCUUUACACGACUGCCAACCCGUCUAUAGAGUUAUUCCAGGAAUGUGUUGAACAUGGCUGCCGCGAUGAAGGCACAGAAAACUGGACUGUUGGAACUUCGAGUUACCGUGGACCGUUGGAUCCGUGUAUUAGCCACACUUACGGAGGAGACUUUAACCGUGAGCCCCGGAGAGGUCGCCGAAGAACCAGCGAAACCCAACCCAACUCCCGCCGUUGACAUUAAUGGAGACCCAGCCAACCUCAGCUCCUUUCCCGUCCCAGAAACGAUCACCAACGUUAAGCGCACGGUGAGAGUUACAAAGCAAGAUGUGGGAGGACUUGGAAUUAGUAUUAAAGGUGGGAAAGAGAAUAAAAUGCCUAUUCUCAUCUCGAAGAUCUUCAAAGGGUUGGCUGCUGACCAGACGGAGGCCCUGUACGUGGGUGACGCCAUCCUUUCGGUCAACGGCUCUGACCUCCGGGAGGCCACACACGAUGAUGCCGUGCAGGCUCUAAAGAAGACGGGCAAGGAGGUCAUCCUAGAGGUGAAAUACAUCAAGGAGAUGUCAGCCUUCUUUAAGAACACCUUGCCCGGUGCACCCCUACCCUGGGACUCCCCUCAUGCCACGCCACAGAAGGGCGCAGACGCCCCCCCUACUGAGCUGAAGGAGGCCAGGACCAUCCCCCUGAAAAUGUGCCAGGUGACCAGGAAGCAGUGCCCCCCGGACACAGAGAACAGGUACUUUGAGGUGAUCUCGUCCAGCAGAAAGAGCUCAGUGUUCCUGAGGGCCAAGGACCCUGCCAUGGCCCAGUCCUGGUAUAACGCCAUCCAAGCCGGGGUUUCGGCCCUGGUGCCCCGAGUCAGGGAUGAGCUGAGGGCCAUGCAGGCGGGCCUGGAGGUCAAACACAUGGGAUGGAUCACUGAGCAGGCGACCCAGGGUCCAGAGAGACCGGUGCUGGCUCUGCUGACUGAGAGAGACCUGCUGCUGUACCCCACCCUUCCUGACAGUAAAGACGGCAUCAACAGCCCAGCCAAGAGCCACCCGCUCAUCACAACUAGACUGGUCCACUCAGGACCGGGGAAAAGCUCUCCCCUGCUGGACUCGGAGCUCUCCUUUGGGCUGCGCACCGGCACCAAGCAGGGCGUGGAGACCCACUUGUUCCGGGUGGACUCGGCCAAGGAGCUUUCAGCCUGGACCCACAUGCUGGUGGACGGCUGCCACAACGCUGCCGAGCUCAUCCAGGAGGUCACCACAGCCUGCAGCUGGAACGGGAAGGAGUGCAACCUGGGAGUGCACAUCGACGAGGGCUUUAGCCUGUUCACUGAGGAGAUGGGCAUCAGAAAAACGGUGCUCCUCCAGCAACCCUUCGAGCGUCUGCGCAUGUCCUCCGAUGACGGUGUACACAUGAUCUUCCUCGACUUUGGAGGGCCAGAGGCGGAGAUUCAACUGGACCUCCACUCCUGCCCCAAGACCAUGGUGUUCAUUAUCCACUCCUUCCUCUCUGCUAAGGUCAAGCGGCUAGGCCUGUUAGCAUGAUAACAGAUUGACCUGCAACCCCUCUGCCCACCCUGAAAAACCACCAAACCACCGAAGCGUAUUUACACGAAGCCAUGACUCUAACAUUAGGAGGAUGUGAUAUCACUACAGAGGACCAUGUCACCGCUCUGUUUUAAACCGCCACCAAGGGGUUACAACAGACAGCAUCAAAAAUCAUGACGGCUUCUAAAUUUGUUACAGAAUUUUCCAAUGUUACCUGCACUGUUUACUGAUUGAAUUAUUCAGAGAGGUUUGUGUUUUAUCAUCCUAAAUGUACUUUUUUGUUUUGGCCUCCAUUUUGAGAAACAUUAUUUUAUGUCUGCUAUUAAGGAUGUUUUCCAAGUGCUGAUUCAGAGCCAUUUUGAGUCUCCCUGCAUUUCUUUAGUAGAUUCAUAAAUGUUUCCCAUAGCCAAUAUCAACAUGAAGAUAAACUAUAUGUCAUAAAUCUGAUUUUAAACUUAACCCCUAAAUGGAUUAUUGCCAUUGUUAAGUGAAAUUACUAAACAAAAACCCCACUCUCCAACUAACUUGAAUGACCUUAUGUAUAAGAGUACUAUGCCUUUGUAUCGAUACAAUAUAUACAUAUUUCGACACUAUAACUUCUGACACGAAGUUCACCCUCUAGAUCAUUUUAAUUUUAAUGAAAGACGGAUGGAAUAGUUCUAACGUUGAUAUUACCAGAGCCUUAUAGCUGUAGGUGUUUGGACCUAGAAACCUACAGUGCCUUCAUAAAGUAUAACAUUUUUUUUGACUUGUUCCACAUUGUGUUGUGUUACAGCCUACAUUAAAAAUGGAUUCAAUAUUAUUUCUCAUCCAUCUACACACAAUACCCUAUAAUGACAAAGUGAAAACAUGUUUUUAGAAAUGUUUGCAAAUGUAUUGAAAUGCAGAAAUAUCUCAUUUACAUAAGUAUUCACCCAUGAGAUAUGUUAGAAUCACCUGGAUUGUACAAUAUUUGCACAUCAUUAUUUUUAAAAUUCUACAAGCUCUGUCAAGUUGGUUGUUGAUCAUUGCUAGACAGCCAUUUUCAAGUCUUGACCUAACUUUAACCAGGCCACUCAGGAUCAUUCCAUGUUGUCUUGUUAAGCAACUCAACAGCAACAGUUUAUAUUUGGCCUUUUAGGUUGUUGUCCUGCUGAAAGAUGAAUUUGUCUCCCAGUGUCUGUUGGAAAGCAGACUGAACCAGGAUUUCCUUUAGGAUUUUGCCUGUGCUUUGUAGCUCCAUUGCAGAGGACAAGCAUACCCAUAAUAUAAUUCAGCCACCACCAUGCUUGAAGAUGUGAAAAGUGGUAUUCAGUGAGGUGUGUAUUUGCCCCAAACAUAACGCUUUGUAUAUAGAACAUAACAUUAAUUUAUUUUCCAAGUGUUUUGCCGUAUUACUUUAGUGCCUUAUUGCGAACAGGAUGCAUGUUUUGGAAUAUCUUUAUUCUGUACAGGCUUCCUUCUUUUCACUCUGUCAUUUAGGUUAGUAUUGUGGAGUAACUAUAAUGUUGUUGAUCCAUCCUCAGUUAUCUCCUAUCACAGCCAUUAAACUCUGUAACUGUUUUAAAGUCACCAUUGCCCUCAUGGUGAAAUCCCUGAGUGGUUUCCUUCUUCUCCGGCAACUGAGUUAGGAAGGACUCCUGUAUCUUUGUAUGACUGGGUGUAUUGAUACACCAUCCAAAGUGUAAUUAAUAACUUCACCAUGCUCAAAGGGAUGUACAAUUUCAGCUUUUUAUUUUUACCCAUCUACCAAUAGGUGCCCUUCUUUGCAAAAGCAUUGGAAAACCUCAGGUCUUUGUGGUUGAAUAUGUUUUUGAAAUUCACUGCUCGACUGAGGGACCUUACAGAUAAUACAUAGUAUGUGUGGGGUACAGAGAUGAGGUCGUCAUUCAAAAAUCAUGUUAAACAUUAUUAUUGCACACAGAGUGAGUCCAUGCAACUGAUUAUGUGACUGUUAAUUAAGCACAUUUUUACUCCUGAACUUAUUUAGGCUUGUCAUAACAAAGGGGUUGAAUACUUAUUGACUCAAGACAUUUCAGCUUUUCAUUUUCAACAAAUUUGUGAACAUUUCUAAAAACAAUUCCACUUUGACAUUAUGGGGUAUUGUAUGUAGGUCAGUGACACAAAAUCUCAAUUUAAUCCAUUUUAAAUUCAGGCUGUAACACAACAAAAUGUGGAAAAAGUCAAGGGGUAUGAGUACUUUCUGAAGGAACUGUAUGUAUAUAUUUAGGUCUGGGUAUAACAUUAUCAAUGAAUACAUUGAUAGUGUUUCAUAUUGAAACAGCAAUGAGUUGUCAGAAUAUAUGCAGCAGGUACUGAGAUGAUAUAUUGAAAUCGUCCUUACAAAGCUAGUUGAAUUUGUCUUAACGACUACAGCCAAAAUCACAGAUGCAUUUGAGAGAUAUCAGCUUGUUGUGGCGUAAUGGUGCGGUUUUCAUACAGCUUUAGUCUUUUUGUUAGUGUGUGUAUUUCCAGAAAUCAUCGCAAACCAACUGAAAAUGAACAAAAAUGGCAUCUAUAUUUUACAUGACAAUAUGUUCAAUUGACCCCAUUUCUUUUGUGUCAAUGGGAUAUCCACAAUUCGUGGCCUUCUCUCUACAAUGCUAAACAAACUUAUAUUAAUAUAUUUCAAAACUAAUACUUUUUUGCUUUCACGAAUACAAAUGUAUUGUAUAUUCUUAUUUAAACAAGAGGUGUGCCUUGCAGGGUUGUUUGUAUAUAAAAGUGUAAUAAACUUUGUUAACUUUUA
This is a messenger RNA of Oncorhynchus nerka (sockeye salmon), 4273 nucleotides long. Its product is annotated as alpha-1-syntrophin-like. Lineage: Eukaryota; Metazoa; Chordata; Actinopteri; Salmoniformes; Salmonidae. Gene Ontology annotation, cellular component: dystrophin-associated glycoprotein complex; intracellular anatomical structure; sarcolemma. The record is from RefSeq and is a predicted model, not a curated record. Bases 82 to 1542 code for a protein of 486 amino acids. The transcript has 8 exons. Gene Ontology annotation, molecular function: protein binding; structural molecule activity.